AUGGGCUCUGUGUCAAACCAGCAGUUCGCAGGUGGCUGCGCCAAGGCGCCGGAGGAGGCGCCGGAGGACGCCGCCCGGGCGGCCGAGGAGCCGCAGCUGCUGCACGGUGCCGGCAUCUGUAAGUGGUUCAACGUGCGCAUGGGGUUCGGCUUCCUGUCCAUGACCGCCCGCGCCGGGGUCGCGCUUGACCCCCCAGUGGAUGUCUUUGUGCACCAGAGCAAGCUGCACAUGGAGGGCUUCCGGAGCCUGAAGGAGGGUGAGGCCGUGGAGUUCACCUUUAAGAAGUCUGCUAAGGGCCUGGAAUCUAUCCGGGUCACGGGCCCCGGUGGGGUGUUCUGUAUUGGGAGCGAGAGGCGGCCCAAAGGGAAGAACAUGCAGAAGCGCAGAUCAAAGGGAGACAGGUGCUACAACUGUGGAGGUCUAGACCACCAUGCCAAGGAAUGCAAGCUGCCACCCCAGCCUAAGAAGUGCCACUUCUGCCAGAGCAUCAGCCACAUGGUGGCCUCGUGUCCACUGAAAGCCCAGCAGGCCCCCAGCUCACAGGGAAAGCCAGCCUACUUUCGGGAGGAAGAAGAAGAAGAGAUCCAUAGCCCUGCCCUGCUCCCAGAGGCCCAGAAUUGAGCUACAGUGGGUGGGGGCUAUGCUUUUGUGAUCAGGAAGUUUUGAGGAGCAGGCAUCAAUCGGCAGAGUGGAGAAAGUGGGGACAGGGUGGGUAGGGGGCAGCUGGCGCUGCCAUGUGUCUCAGGCCGGG
Molecule: messenger RNA, 751 nt
Organism: Panthera uncia (snow leopard)
Lineage: Eukaryota; Metazoa; Chordata; Mammalia; Carnivora; Felidae
Product: protein lin-28 homolog A
Exons: 1
Coding region: 1-621 (206 amino acids)
Molecular function (GO): nucleic acid binding; zinc ion binding
Source: RefSeq, a predicted model, not a curated record